Molecule: messenger RNA, 1743 nt
Organism: Neomonachus schauinslandi (Hawaiian monk seal)
Lineage: Eukaryota; Metazoa; Chordata; Mammalia; Carnivora; Phocidae
Gene: ASIC1
Product: acid sensing ion channel subunit 1
Exons: 11
Coding region: 41-1516 (491 amino acids)
Biological process (GO): sodium ion transmembrane transport
Cellular component (GO): membrane
Source: RefSeq, a predicted model, not a curated record
GCCCGGGGAGAAGACACAGAAAAGGAUCCCCUCGGUCAGGAUGGAACUGAAGGCCGAGGAGGAGGAGGCGGGCGGCGUCCAGCCGGUGAGCAUCCAGGCCUUCGCUAGCAGCUCCACGCUGCACGGCCUGGCGCACAUCUUCUCCUACGAGCGGCUCUCUCUGAAGCGGGGGCUCUGGGCCCUGUGCUUCCUGGGCUCGCUGGCCGUGCUGCUGUGUGUGUGCACCGAGCGGGUGCAGUACUACUUCCAUUACCACCACGUCACCAAGCUCGACGAGGUGGCUGCCUCCCAGCUCACCUUCCCCGCCGUCACGCUGUGCAACCUCAAUGAGUUCCGCUUCAGCCAAGUCUCCAAGAAUGACCUGUACCACGCUGGGGAGCUGCUGGCCCUGCUCAACAACAGGUAUGAGAUACCGGACACACAGAUGGCAGAUGAAAAGCAGCUGGAGAUCCUGCAGGACAAGGCCAACUUCCGCAGCUUCAAGCCCAAGCCCUUCAACAUGCGCGAGUUCUACGACCGCGCGGGGCACGACAUUCGAGACAUGCUGCUCUCCUGCCACUUCCGGGGGGAGGUCUGCAGCGCUGAAGACUUCAAGGUGGUCUUCACACGGUAUGGCAAAUGCUACACAUUCAACUCGGGCCGAGAUGGGCGUCCACGGCUGAAGACCAUGAAGGGUGGGACUGGCAAUGGGCUGGAGAUCAUGCUGGACAUCCAGCAGGACGAGUACCUGCCUGUAUGGGGAGAGACUGAUGAGACGUCCUUCGAAGCGGGCAUCAAAGUGCAGAUCCACAGUCAGGAUGAACCUCCCUUCAUCGACCAGCUGGGCUUUGGUGUGGCCCCUGGGUUCCAGACCUUUGUGUCCUGCCAGGAGCAGCGGCUCAUCUACCUGCCCCCGCCCUGGGGCACCUGCAAAGCUGUUACCAUGGACUCGGAUUUCUUCGACUCCUACAGCAUUACUGCCUGCCGCAUCGACUGUGAGACACGCUACCUGGUGGAGAACUGUAACUGUCGUAUGGUGCACAUGCCAGGGGAUGCCCCAUACUGCACUCCAGAACAGUACAAGGAGUGUGCGGAUCCUGCUCUGGACUUCCUGGUGGAGAAGGACCAGGAGUACUGUGUGUGUGAAAUGCCCUGCAACCUAACCCGCUAUGGCAAGGAGCUGUCCAUGGUCAAGAUCCCCAGCAAAGCAUCAGCCAAGUACCUGGCCAAGAAGUUCAACAAGUCUGAGCAGUACAUAGGGGAGAACAUCCUGGUGCUGGACAUUUUCUUUGAAGUCCUCAACUAUGAGACUAUUGAGCAGAAGAAGGCCUAUGAAAUUGCAGGGCUCCUGGGUGACAUUGGGGGCCAGAUGGGGCUGUUCAUUGGGGCCAGCAUCCUCACGGUAUUGGAGCUCUUUGACUACGCCUACGAAAACCCGUGUGAGAGCCUCCGGGGCCACCCUGCCGGGAUGACAUAUGCUGCCAACAUCCUACCUCACCAUCCGGCCCGAGGCACUUUUGAGGACUUUACCUGCUGAGCCCCGCAGGCCACUGUACCAAAGGCCUAGGUGGGGAGGGCUAGGACAGUAAGGGGGCCCUCGGCCGCGCCCCCCCCACAUCUGCCCUGGGGACUCACUCCCCCCUCCCAAGGUAGACCCCCACUCCUGGGCAGUCCUUUCCUCUUGUCUGUGGUGAGGAAGGAAUCUUGACCAUAGAGCCCUCUCCCUGCCUCUAUCCCAUUCUUUUUAUUUUUACUGAAACUAAU